AAACCACGGCGUGCUAGAUUCCUUUCCUGCCCUGCCUGGCUACUUUUCCCCUCGGGAUUGCCGCGACGGCUCUCUCUUUGACUCUCCGUGUGGGCGCCGCAAGCCUCGUUCGCGCGGCUGCUCCUGCCGCGCCCGUCAUUAACAGCCGCCUUGUUUCCUCUCCUCGAAUUCUGAUCUUUCCCGCUUUUGGCCAGAGUCAAACAGUACCGGUAUCUUCGCGGGGGACUCAGUCCCAUUAUUCUUUUGCUAGAGCUAUGGCUUCCACGUCAGACGCACCGCCUUCCACGUCAGACGCACCGCCUUCCACGUCAGAAACGCCAGUGGAUCCGCCAGCGACGAAGUUCAAGUUCGGACGGUGGGAUCUGGAUCCCAGAGAGGUGUUCGCUGAAACGAAGCUCUCCCUCGCUAUAGUCAACUUCAAACCCGUUGUGAAAGGUCACGUGCUCGUGCUUCCCCGUCGCGUUGUCCCUCGUUAUAAGGACAUGACUCAGGAGGAGGUCACAGACAUGUGGCUCUUAGCACAGAAGAUCGGCCAGGCGUUCGAGCCCCAUCAUGGAUGCUCGUCGUCCACCUACACCAUUCAGGACGGACCAGCAGCAGGGCAGACAGUGGCGCAUGUGCACGUGCACGUCAUGCCGCGGAGAGAAGGGGACUUUGUACCCAAUGACAAGAUUUACAAUGAGGUGGAAGCGAACGAGAAGGAGGCGAAGAAGCUGAGAAUGGAUGCGGAGGAGAACCGGCCAGCUCGCACCAUGGAGGACAUGGAGGCAGAAGCCAACGAGCUGAGGAGAGUGCUGGAGGACUUUGAGAAGGGGGGUGAGACGAACUGAUUUGGCAAAGAGUGGGCCGAUUAGGACCACCGAGGGGGUGGAGGCUGAGGGCUAGGAGUUGCGGAGGGCUAGGAGUUGCGGAGAGUGCUGGAGGAGUUUGAGAAGGGGUUGGAGAGGGGGGGGGGCAGGAGAAGUGACCAGGCAGAUGAGUCGAGGAUAGGAUGUGGGUAGGUUUGGCUAUGGAAGCAGAAGCUAAGGAGCUGAGGGAUAGUGCUGGAGGAAUUCAGAAGAGUGCAGAGAAGAGUUGAAAUAGGAGUGAGGGAUGCUGGGAUUUCUUCACAGGAGGCUGGGCUCGAUUGGCAACUCCGUCAGCCUUCAGCCAUUGGUCGCAUGAAGCCAGGGGGUAACCUCGAUCACUGGGAUGCUGGGAUUGCUGCAAAGGAGACUGGGCUCGAUUCAUCAUGGAGUGGAUGAGGCUGAGGCCAGGAAGCUGGGAUGGAGUGCUGGAGGAAUUCGAGAAGGAAGAGGAGAACUUAUCAGGCCUGAAGAAUGUCAAGACAAUCUGCUGAAGACAAUCUGCUGAAGAUGACCUGCUAAAGACAGUCUGCUAAAUGCAAUCUGCUAAAGACAAUCUGCUAAGUACAAUCUGCUGCUUGUGGAUGGAUGAGCACCAGAUCAGAAGCAAGGGGUACUGCACGUCACCUCUUCUCCUGAAGAGUUGCAGAUUUCCUUUGUUCUUGGACUGAUGCCCAACAGCAAAUGCCACAUUCUUCACGUGGUAAAACUUGGCUGUUCUUUGUGAAUCGAAGACGAAGGACAAGAAGAGAGUAGAAUAGAAUGCUAGUGCUGUUAAACAUACAUGCAAUAUGCUAGUAUAGGCUAGUUAGGUGGUAUGCCUUUAGAGAGUACAACUCACUGGGUAAAAGUACUCUACUCAUCUUUCUAAAACAUCCUGGUAGUCUGAGAUGCUAUCGAGUAGGUUCUGUCCCCCCACCCG
This is a messenger RNA of Closterium sp. NIES-67, 1767 nucleotides long. The record is from the annotation of a GenBank genome assembly. Lineage: Eukaryota; Viridiplantae; Streptophyta; Zygnematophyceae; Desmidiales; Closteriaceae.